UUCGCUCCAGGUUAUAACUCCUCCACCUCCUCAGACUUUCCAAAUAAAAACGGAUCCAGCUGCGUGCGCCUGUGCGCUCUCCGUGCGUCACACACGGCGCCGCCGCUCGGUUCAGACAGACGGGCAAGCGGCCACUUCACAGGAGGAGGAGGACGAGACGGAGGAAAGAUGUCCGCUGUCAUGCUGCUGUCGGUGUCUCUGGCUUUGUGCUUGCUCUGGGCGACCGGAGGCACGGCGCGGACCGGGGAAAUGAUCCUGAUGCGGGACGCCCUGGAGCGAGGCCCGGUCAGCCUGAACGACAUGUUCCGAGAGGUGGAGGAGUUGAUGGAGGACACUCAGCAUAUACUGGAGGAGGCUGUGGACCAGAUAACUACCGAGAGCGCCAAAUCGUCUUUAACGUCUCUGGAUCUGCGUCCAAGCUUCCACAACGAGACAAAGAAGACGAUAAAAGACGGAGACCGGGCGGUUCAGGUCCUGGAUAGAGUCGACAAGGAAACUAAUAACAAAACAGGAGAGGUUCAUCUUUCUCACAGCCACACGGAGAUCUCCAGCCAGUGGAACAGUGUGGAUCACGAGUGCAUGGUGGACGAGGACUGCGGUGACAUGAAAUACUGCAUGUAUGAGAUCGAGAACUCCAAGUGCCUGCCCUGCAUACCGACAGACAUGCCUUGCACUAAAGACGAGGAGUGUUGCUCAGAUCAGAUGUGUGUGUGGGGCCAGUGUACAGUCAACGCCACCAAAGGAACAGAAGGAACGAUCUGUCAGGGUCAGAGCGACUGCAUCCAGGACCUCUGCUGUGCCUUUCAACGAGAGCUGUUGUUUCCAGUGUGUAAUCCCAAACCGGAGAAGGGGGAGUCGUGUUGGAGCCAUCCCAACCUGCUGAUGGACAUGCUGGCCUGGGACCAGGAGGGUCCCCGUGACCACUGCCCCUGUGCCGACAACCUCCAGUGCCAACCACACGGACGUGGAUCUGUUUGUGGGGAGUAGGACUUGAAGACGGACGGAGCGCGACGGAGCCGGUCCAGGAGCAAAACGAAACAAAACCAAAGAACAGCUCGCCUGCUUCAGGAAAGGACUGCACUGUAUUAUUUAUGCCUUUAUUACCAACGUGUGUUAUACAUCACAAAGCAAAUAAAAGACUUUUUAGUCUCUACUGAGAA
Molecule: messenger RNA, 1160 nt
Organism: Larimichthys crocea (large yellow croaker)
Lineage: Eukaryota; Metazoa; Chordata; Actinopteri; Sciaenidae
Gene: dkk3b
Product: dickkopf WNT signaling pathway inhibitor 3b
Exons: 7
Coding region: 169-987 (272 amino acids)
Biological process (GO): negative regulation of canonical Wnt signaling pathway; multicellular organism development
Cellular component (GO): extracellular region
Molecular function (GO): receptor antagonist activity; co-receptor binding
Source: RefSeq, a predicted model, not a curated record